AUGAAAGAUUUACGUAACCUUUUGAUUAAGGAUAAUGAAGAUCUAUUGUCAGAUAAACGAGAAUAACUUUAUCAAUAGUAAGCAAUAAGUAGAAGAACUGCUGCAACACGUGAGUCAGGAAGAGCAGUUGGAUCAAGAUCUUAUUAAAGAUUUUUUAAGAUUGAUUCUCCUACUGGAAACCUUGGAAAUUUAUUUAACAAUCAUAAAUUCUCUUUAUAAUAGGAUGCCUUCAAUUAUUAGGUAGAAUAAUAAGAAAAAUUUGUUGUUAAACAAUAUUGGAGAUCAUUACUUCGAUGGCAAGGAUUUGAUGAUUAUCUAUUUUUGAGAGAUCCUAUCAACUUAAGACAUAUAAAAGGAAGAGAGAUUUUAACUAAAAAUGAUGUUGUAGAAGAAUUAUAGGCAUAUAAUAUUCAUGUUUAAGUUGUUUAUCAAGCUGAUAAUGGGAUGUAGGAGUACAAAGAUUAACAUCGUAGAUAAUAGAUGUAAUAAUUACAAAAGUUAUAUUAACCUGGAGAAGCAAAUUAUUAGAAAUUUAAUCCAGAAAAGUAUAAAUAAUCAUUUUUUGGAGGAAAGGAUACUGGAAAAUUAUAAUAAAUGGUAUUUGAAAAUGUUAAAUUAAAAGAAUUAAUUGAUAAAAUAUAAUAGAUACUAUAAUUAAUUAAUGAGAAGAUUGUGAGUGAAGAAAUUAAUUAAAUAUCACCACUUGGAGAAAGAAUGAUCAGAUUAUUAUGGAAAAUAGGAUGUUUGAAUCUCUUUUUAUUAGGUUAUUUUAUACAUAACAUGAUUUUAGAGAUAUAUGGUAAGGAGAAAUUGGCAUAUUAGAAUUGGAAGAAGAUCUUACGUAUUUGUAAUAUGUAAGGCAAUCAUUGUCAUCGUUAUAAAUUGAUAGCUUAUAAACACAUUUCUAAAAUAUGUAUUAAACUCUAAUUAUAUGAUAAAAGUUUAAUCUAUCUAAAAAAGAUGCUUAAAUUAUCAUGGAUUAUAAAUGAUACUAAUUAUGAAAUCUUUACUUAUGAUAAAAUAUCUUUAUGUUAUUAUUACAAGUAAGACAUGAACAAAGCAAUCUAUUAUCAUGAAAAAUUUGCUUAGGGAGAAUAUGAAGAACCAGGUAAAGGAAUGAGAAAUGUAGGAGAGGCUGCAUAUUUACUAGAUUCAAAAAUGAAAGAAGGAUUUAUAGAUUAAAAUUCCUAUUCUGAAGAUGAAUACGAUCUUGAUGUUCUUUUAUAAAAUGGAAAUUUAAACAAAUGGGAACUUGAAAAUAAAAGAAAAGAUUUAAAAGUUAUGGCUAAAAAGAUGCCUACUGAAUAUAAAAAGGGACAUAGUUUUGGAAAAAUUCAUCGUCCCACUAAUAAUAUUAUUGACUUCAAACAUGCUAUGUUAAUAUUACAUAAAUUUCAAAAUAAAUAAUAGAUUCCUUUGGGACCUAUCUAUUCAAAGGAUAUUCCUGAUCAAAUAUAAUCUACAAAGAGAUGGAAGAAGAAAGAUCCUCUUUAAUCUUGUCAAUAUCUAUUCAAUUAAAAGAGUACUAAUAGAGUUGCUUAGAACUUUCUAUUGUAAGAAGAAAUAAAAGAAUAACCUAUUAGCGAUGCUAUCUGCUUCAAACCAUCAGAGAAUGUAUAUUAUAUAAAAAAGAUGAUCAGAGUAUUUUAAUAUGAUCUUAAGUAUUUUUUAUAGAAACAAUCUCUUUUUAAAAAUUCCACUGAUUGUUUAUGA
Molecule: messenger RNA, 1713 nt
Organism: Paramecium pentaurelia
Lineage: Eukaryota; Ciliophora; Oligohymenophorea; Peniculida; Parameciidae
Source: the annotation of a GenBank genome assembly